Scleropages formosus (Asian bonytongue) is the source of this 3232-nucleotide messenger RNA. It is a transcript of the gene adat3, whose product is annotated as adenosine deaminase tRNA specific 3. NCBI's taxonomy places the organism in Eukaryota, Metazoa, Chordata, Actinopteri, Osteoglossiformes, Osteoglossidae. Bases 389 to 1471 code for a protein of 360 amino acids. Gene Ontology annotation, molecular function: tRNA-specific adenosine-34 deaminase activity. Gene Ontology annotation, cellular component: nucleus; cytoplasm. The record is from RefSeq and is a predicted model, not a curated record. The transcript has a single exon.
GCAGAGGUGUCGGCGUGGUACCUCGGAGAACUCUUUCGUGUUGUGAGGUUUCGUUUUCAUUUGCUUUUAUGUUUUAUUGGACAUUUUUAUUUCGUUUUCCUCCACGACUCAAAGGCUCGUGCUACAUCCCAUAAUGGGAAGUGGCUUUGCUGAUGCUUCCUAUGGCUACGCUUGUCUAGAACGGAAAACUUGAAAGCAAACUGGACUGUAACGGCACAAUUUAUUCACUUUCACCUUUUAUACGUGAAAUAUAAAUAGUAAAAGCGUUCCGCAGCUUGAUAUCAAGCAUUUUAAAAUGGAAUUUGUUGGCUUGGGAAACAUGCAAGUGCUCAAAUGAGAGAGAGGCUGUGGUGUUUGGUGCCCAGACCACGUGACGUGUAUCCCUGCCAUGAUCCAUGCCAUGAUGGAGCCGCGGUGCAAAAGGAGGAGAAGCGCAGACACCGAGCCCGUGUCCUGGCGUGUCCUCCCAGUGCUCUCGGAUGAGCAGUGCCAGGACACGCAGCUCCUGGACGCCUACGCCGCCCCCAUCGCCGAUAAGAGGCAGACCUCCCGCCUCGUGAGGGCUCUGGCCACGGUGUACCCCAUGGCUGGCCUCCAGCACAUCAAGAGGGUGAGGGCGCGCAAGGACCCCGGCAGCCCGCAUCCUUUAGAGAUCAUCGUCUGUCUCGUCAGAGAUCUGCCCGCCACGGGCGACGAGCGGGGGAAAUCCAUCGCCGAGCUUCUGUCCUCCGCCGACGUGGACACGAGCGCUUUGGGGGAACCCUUCUUGGUGAAAAUCCCAGCGUCCCCCCCGCUCACGAGACCUCAGUUUGAACUGGCCAGUAAGCACUGGCCCACUUCCUUCCACGAGGACAAGCAGGUUACCGUCGCCCUCCGGGGGGAUCUCUUCACCCCUGGCGAAAAAGCCAAAAUGCAGGGAUUCAUGGAAACUGCGAUUGCAGCAGCAAGAGCAGGACAGCGAGAAGGGAUGCAGCCUGUUGGUGGCGUCAUCGUUGACCCACAAACGGAGAGAAUCGUCGCCGUGGGCCAUGACUGCAGUCAAGGUGCCCAUCCCCUGCAGCAUGCCGUUAUGGUCUGCAUUGAUCUGGUUGCUCGUGCCCAUGGUGGGGGGGCCCAUCAGUACAAGUAUGCGCACUGUAAGUUUUCAGAGGCCGGUUCUCCACCCCGCCUGAGGAACGGCAGUGCUCUCGGCCUGGAAGUCAAGGGCAACGUGGACGAGCUGGAGCCCAACGCGCUGCCGUACAUCUGUACGGGCUGCGACCUGUACGUAACCCGGGAGCCAUGCGUGAUGUGCGCCAUGGCGCUGGUCCACUCGAGGAUUGGCAGGGUGUUCUAUGGAGCAGCUUCGCUGGACGGGGCUUUAGGCAGCAGAUACAAAAUUCACACUCAGAAAGGACUGAACCACCACUUUGACGUUUUCAAAGGAGUUAUGGAGCAGGAAUGUGAGGAUCUCAUCAGCAAGCCUUCUUAAAAUGGAUUGUUUGGUAUUUAACAGUGUGAAGAUUCACUUCAUGACUCAAAUCCAAAUAGUCAUUAAAUGCACAGAUGACCAGUCACUUAGAAUUUUUAAAAAUAAAUUUACUUAUUUUUGUAUACUGCCUGGAUACUAACAUGCUGUGUCUUAUUACAAGUGUUUCCUGCUAUGGGCCAGUAUUUCUGUUUGACUACAGGGAUGUAACAUUUGUUACCACACAGCAGUUCCUGACCAACUGUUGGACGUUAUAAUUUCUUUGUAACACUGCUUCAAACCACCAGACCUGAACUGCUAUUAAAGAACAAAUUUCUAGGUGUACAUAAAAUUCAGCAUGCAUUAUUGGCUCUACAGCUCCACUGCAGCCUGAGCAGAAAAUUCAGUAAACUUUCCCUUUUUGUGACAAUGGAGUACUGUAUUUGCAAGUCAUACAUUUGAAAUCUAAAACUGUUCACCAUCUAAACUUUUAUAGCUACUGGCUGAUAUGUCGUAUUUACUGCGAGCCUCUCAAGGACAGGAGGAAGGAAACAUACAGACUAUUAAUAUUUUGUAAUAUAAAUAUUUUAUUGAAGGCAAUUUAAAAAAAGACAAUAUUCCAACAGUCAUUAAGUCUGAUGGCGGGGAAAUGAACAGACAUCUGAUUUAGCCAUUUCUGGAUGCUGUUUAGUACCACAGUAACCAUGAAAAUUGGAAAAACUUGCUCUGUGGAUGGAAGAAUUAUACCAAAGGGAAACACAAAUACAUGGAAUCACUGAAGUGUCACUGUAUCCUGUUCCACUCUUGUUUUUCCAGUUCACACUUCCUUUUAUAAAUGCAGACACAUCAAAAUUGUGCCAUUGUGCUGUAACUCUAUUAAUUCCAGAUCUCAAGGCAGGAUCAGACCAGCUGGAAUUCAGUUAACAGUUCAAUCACUGUACAGCUCAGAGCAAGCAAACAUAUACACUGUUCUUUUUUCCAACAAUAAUUAAAAACAAAAAAAAAAAAAACAAUUUUGUGACUCCUCCACAGGAUUUAAACGUUCCUUUAACAGGUUAAUUAAUAUGACGGGAAAUACCUUCUCUGUUCUGGAGGUUUUAAAUCAUUUGCCGGUUGAGAGAUAAACAAAUACUCCGAAUCACUGCAGGCUCUGAAAAUGUAACAAUACUGACUAUGCUUAUAAUGAAAAUAGCAGAUUGUAUUGAGUGGCACAAAAUAUUUAUAUUACAUUAGGUACAUAAGCUAAUAAUACUGUCAAUGAGGAGAUCUCACUAGUAAUGCUGAAGUAAGACGAAUUCAUAUCUUCAGGCUUUUUAGUUAAUAUUAUUUUACAAAUACAAACAGUAAACAUUUUAAAGAAGAAAAACAGAUGCACUGCAUAUCUAACAACACUUACACUGUAAGGAUAAGUCCUACUUGACUGAGUAAUACAAAAUGAUCAAUUUCACCUUGGACGUUGCACCAAAGGAGUCGUUUUCUACACGGAUCGUUUCAGUAAUGACACCCUAAACCGAUUCGGCGGUCAGUGAAAUAGGAAUAGGUUUAUUGGUAGGCCCUUACUGUUUACUCAGUCAGCAAAAAACUAUUUUCAUUACAUUGUAUUCCUCGAAUAAGUAUUUUAUUUGUGCCAUUUUAAGUACAGAAUUCAAAACUGAAAUAGUUUCAAACAGUUAUAUGAAUGUCAAAAAACUUCACGUUAGCCUUGGGCCUGCCCAGUUCCAACAAGAGGAGUACGCCAGACAUUACACACACACAGUAUGAAAGCGGUUGUCCCGAGCAGGGUCA